Gallus gallus (chicken) is the source of this 1585-nucleotide messenger RNA. RefSeq names its product FAD dependent oxidoreductase domain containing 1 (gene FOXRED1). Bases 15 to 1523 code for a protein of 502 amino acids. Gene Ontology annotation, molecular function: oxidoreductase activity. The transcript has 11 exons. Gene Ontology annotation, cellular component: cytoplasm. The record is from RefSeq and is a predicted model, not a curated record. NCBI's taxonomy places the organism in Eukaryota, Metazoa, Chordata, Aves, Galliformes, Phasianidae.
GGGGGCCGGGCGGCAUGCUGCGCGCGGUGCGAGGGGGGCGCGCGGUGUGGGCGCCCCGGGGGGGCUCCGGGAGUGGGAGCGGGGGGGCGAAGCUGGGCCGCCCCCUCCGCACCGCGGCCCCGCAGCGCUCCGACAUCUUCCGCGAGCUGGGGCCGAGGCUGUCCCGCCUGGGGCAGGCACUGCGGGGUCAGCUGCCAGAGUCAGAGGGGGCCUGGAACUCACUGCGCCCCCACCAGAACAGCCCCCCGCCCCCAGAGCGAGCGGAUGUGGUGGUGGUGGGGGGGGGCGUGCUGGGCUGGUCCGUCGCCUACUGGCUGAAGACGCUGGAGAACAGGCGGCAUGGCAUGCGGGUGGUGGUGGUGGAGCGGGACCCCACGUAUUCCCAGGCUUCCACUGUGCUGUCUGUGGGGGGCAUCCGGCAGCAGUUCUCCCUGCCUGAAAACAUCCGCCUGUCUCUGCAAUCUGCCACCUUCCUCCGUACUAUCAAUGAGCACCUGUGGGUGCCCAACGAGCCCCCCAUCGACAUUCAGUUCCAGCCCUCGGGAUACCUCUUCUUGGCGUCCGAGCAUGGUGCUGCCACCCUGGAGGCUGGCGUCAAGGUGCAGAGGGAAGAGGGCGCCAAGGUGGCCCUGCUGUCCCCCAGUCAGCUGAAGGCCAAGUUCCCAUGGAUAAACACAGAGAACGUGGCCGUGGCGUCCUACGGGCUGGAGAACGAGGGCUGGUUUGACCCUUGGUCCCUCCUCAACGCCUUCCGAAGGAAAGCCAUGUCCCUGGGCGUCUACAGCUGCGUCGGGGAGGUGACGUCUUUUGUGGCGGACACCGCAGACAACACACCAGGCAUGCCGCGGGGCGUCGGCCGCGUGAAAUACGUCAAUGUGCGCCUUCCUGACAGCCCGGAGCAGCAGCCCGUCUCCUGUGCCAUCGUGGUGGCCGCCGCCGGCGCCUGGACUGGGAAGCUGCUGGACUCGGCCACGGCCGGGCUGCAGGGCAGCCUCACGUUGAGGCGCCUCCCCAUAGAGCCCCGCAAGAGGUACGUCUAUGUGUGGCACUGCCCCGGCGGGCCGGGCCUGGAGACACCGUUCCUCAUCGACACCUCGGGAGCCUAUUUCCGGCGCGAGGGCAUCGCUGGCAACUACCUGGGGAGCAUGAGCCCACCUGAGGGCCGUGAGCCGGACGCGGGGAACCUGGAGGUGGAUCACGACUUCUUCCAGGAGGAGGUUUGGCCGCGGCUGGCGCACCGCGUGCCCGCCUUCCGCUCACUGAAGCAGGUGAAGAGCGCGUGGGCCGGCUACUACGACUACAACGCCUUCGACCAGAACGGAGUGCUGGGCCCGCACCCGCAGCUGCCGAACGUCUUCGUGCUGGGCGGGUUCAGCGGGCACGGCCUGCAGCAGUCCCCCGCCGCCGGGAGGGUGGCUGCCGAGCUGCUGCUGCACGGCUCCUGCGCGGCUGUGGACGUGGGCCGGCUGGCGCCCGGGCGGCUGUGGGGCAGUGAGCCGCUGCUGGAGGCGGCCAUCGUCUGAGCGGGGUGCGGUGCUGGGCGGGGGGCGGCGCUGCCGCGGGAAUAAACGGAUGGACUACGGCA